Trypanosoma conorhini is the source of this 3093-nucleotide messenger RNA. RefSeq lists its product as uncharacterized. The coding region runs from base 1 to 3093 and encodes 1030 amino acids. NCBI's taxonomy places the organism in Eukaryota, Euglenozoa, Kinetoplastea, Trypanosomatida, Trypanosomatidae. The record is from RefSeq and is a predicted model, not a curated record. The transcript has a single exon.
AUGGAGCAGGCCUCAGUGGUCAGCGGCCACGCCGUCCGGUCGCCCUCGAUGGUGUCUGUGGGUGGCAAUGGCAGGUGGCUGGCGUAUGGCUGCGCCAGCGACAUGGUGGUUGUGUGUAGUCUGCUGGACGACAGUAGGGAACGACACUCAUCGCGUGCAGAGGACUUUGCUGGUGCGAUGCGGAUCGUCUCACUGGAGUCCGGGGAGGUCUUGUCCGUGGUUGCGUUGCACCAAAGCAAAGAUCUGCUCUGCAUUGGAACUGCGCAUCAUGGCUUGUACUUAACCACGGCGUCGAACCCCAUUCUUAGUAACACAACCACGCGACUACCAACGCGCCUCACAGGAGAAAACGUUUUUGUAGCUUGCUUUAUCGACGGUCACGAAAAGGGGUCCGACGUGGUUGUGACUUCUUGCGGCUCUCAGGAGUUGGCGAAGGAACGUUUUAGGCUCUCGCUGUGGGACGUGCAAGCACGGUUGCUGCUGUGGCGCGGGUGUGCGGACGCUCUGGAUACCGUUGUGCCGUUACCAGGCACCUUUGGCUUUGCCUCCUGCACACAGCGGGAGAUUACGCUGUGGACGGUACAACCACCCGGCGAGGGUGCGGCGGGUGCGACGAAUGGGCACCGCGGUAAAAGUGGCGGCAGGGAAAACACAAAGGGUGAGGAAGGCGGGGGCAGGGGCUUCACGGUUUUGAGCAAGUCAUGCAGCGCCGUGAAUGAGUUGCGGGACGUGGAGUUUGUUGCUGUGGUCCCGCCCAGAGGGGCCGAGGACCUUUUGACGGUGCUAACGGCCGUGGGAUUUUUGGUGUCGUUUGACUGCCGCAGCGGGGCACCCGUAAAGUGGAUGGACUGCAAAGUAUGUCCCGCUACCGCCGCGUAUCGUAUGGCGGACGACAUCAUAGUCUGUGGGCCGAUGGUCCGCUUUUUUUCCCUUGACAAGUGGGAGUUCCGCGGCAAGCUCAAGCAACAUGCGUCCCCCGCCGCUGUAAGCUCGUCGUUUCCCGCGCGACUGGUGGACUCACUCUGCACCGGGGCUGCCGUGUGUGGGGAGGAUCGAGUCGUUUUCUUUUUCAGUGGAGGAGGCGUGUCGCGAUACCGUGUCGUCAGGCCCACGAGCGGGGCAUCCAAGCUGGCGUUUCAUCACGUCUAUCAGUACACUCCGGUCUUGCCAGAGGAGGCCCCGCUACGCUGGAUUCCAUUAGCCACAGAUGCGCUUUGUUUGUGGUCCCCGCGGCGCUUGCGCCUGUACGACACGAGAUUUUGGAAGAACACAAGCAUGGCGCUUGAAAGUAAUUGCGUCGUCUACAAUCCCAGCUUGGGUGUGUUACUGGCCUACGACUCUGCGGCCUAUGAAAUUGUUGCGAUUGCGCCCGACCUGGAGCGUGAACUUUGCCGCCUCGGCGUCGCUGAGCCGCUAACGAGCCUGGUCGUUCAUGAGGAGACCCAGUUGGCGUGUCUUUCCUUGGACGGCAGUUUAUUCUACUUCAGUGGGCAGUGGCGUGGCAGAGGUGAGUUUGCCCUGCAAGGGCUGCGCUCAACGCGCUUGACCGGGUUGAAGGCGCCGCCGACACAGUUGGUGUCCGUGAAAGGCGCUUUGUAUGCUGCGUCAACGCACCUCGUCGUCAACCUCCAGACUGGGGAAAAUGCCAGCUUCGCGGACGACAUCAUCUCUUUCGUCGUCGCAGGCAACACACUGUUGCUGGCCCAUCGUCAUCGCUGUGUGGUGUUGGACCCCAGUACAAUGCAGUGUAUCGGCGAACCUCUGCAGGCACCCGGGCUGGAGGAGGCGGUUCCCUCUCCAGCAGGUGAUGUUUUCGCUCUGCGCAGCGGGGGGAAGCUCUCUAUUGUGUCUCUCAAGGACCUACGGCCGGUGGCGCACCUCUCGCUCCAGCGGGAGGCGAGUAACCUUGGGUCUGCCACUAUCAUUUCUCUCGGCUUUACCGCCGACGGGAGCUCCUUGGUGUUGUGUGACUCGAGGGGUCUCUUUUUUGUGCACCGACUUGGAAGCCUCGUGACGGGGGCCGCAAGUGACGUCAAAGGGGUGCCGCGACAGCAGCUUGAGCGUGGAGGCAAUAGGCGUUCGCAUUCAUGCGAUGGGCCGACAAACAACGAGCUGCAGUCCCGCUUUCGGGACCUUCACGGUUUCUACGAAACCACCCGACGCACGCACAAGGAGCGUGAAGGAGGUCAAAAGCGAGCGAGCUCCGUGACCUCUGCAGCUCCGCGACGAAGCACAGCAACAACGACAAGCUCCAGUGGGGUUUUGAUUCUGGCGCGCGGGGACAGCAUACUUCAGCUGCCAUCGGCGUCGACCAGCCAACAGCUCCCCUUGCUGCGGAAGUGGGAGUCGGACCGCGCACCAACGGAGUUGCCGCAGGUGGUGAGCGCCACGGAAGGUCCCGACGUGGGCGUCUCCACGUCUGUGGUGGAGGUCUCAGCCCUUACUUCUCUGGAUUCUGUAAUGAAUUUUAACUUGCACACCGUUGCGGAGAGCGAGGCGGCCCUGACCCCGUCAAUUGCUGCCGAUCUCCUCGUAAGGGAGCGGGAGAAGGUGACAUUUACCGAUGCCCCGACGUACGUGGUGCGAAGUCCGGCACGAAAGGGGCAGCCAUCGUUAAGCCCAAGCGUAACACCUGAGGAUGACGUUGUGAACGUUGACUCCAUUGAGAAUGAGGAACUGCGGAAGGAGUUACACCACGACCCCUUGAAUUUGGGUGUUGCCCCAUCAAAGGCGGCGCUCUCUGUGGCGUCCAACUCAUCGAGUUCGGUGAGAGCUCGUUCCUGCGAGCUGCGCGACGCGCUGAGGGAUCUCGCUGAGGCGUACGAGCAGCAAGGCCAAGAGGAAUCUGCAGACGUCGCAAACACCAUUGAUUCAGAGACGGUGGGGGAGAUGUUUUACACGGUGAGUCGCCUGUACGCGCGGAUGCAAUCCCGCCAGCCGCGGCGACCAGACAGCGCGGGCAGCGUCGCCUGCAGUGACGUCUCCACCGCGUCUGUCAACGUUAUUUUGGCCGAUUUGCAGCGCUUGCAGCUCCAGAGCAGCCGCAUCGAGGCGCAAAACGAAGUGAUUCUCAUGAGACUUGGGCUAAAGUGA